Ostertagia ostertagi is the source of this 2073-nucleotide messenger RNA. Lineage: Eukaryota; Metazoa; Nematoda; Chromadorea; Rhabditida; Trichostrongylidae. The record is from the annotation of a GenBank genome assembly.
AUGAAAUUCGACAGCCCGAAGCCGGAAGAUCUCGAAUUUGAGUACAUAGGAGAGAAACCUGAGUGUUUGAUAACCGUGAGAAGACUCAAAGAUUUCAAUGAUGACAUCGCAAGGAAACUGUUUCCUAUUAGCUCCGCCCAGUACUUCCCUUCAACCACAUACACGGUUCCUGGAAGAUAUUUUUCCGAGCCUUUCUGGGCUGAGGAAAAGCGGCGUCUCCAGAGAAUCUACAAAGUUUGGGAAGUCAAUAAAAGAAAGCUUGAAACGGACGUACCGUCUCACUAUGCUGACUGCAUGGCCGGUGUCAUCAUCGUUAUAGAGAUGUGCAAGUGGAUGCUUGGUGCUUGCUGGGAUGGCGAUCGAAGUAAGCCACCGAUUCCUCUUCACCUGUACAGAACAAGGAUGCGUGAGCUGAAGGAAAAGAACCAUUCGGUGGCACAAGGUUUGCAGGAGCUUUCGAGCGAUAUGGAAUUAUACACCAAAGCAAAGGAAGAUAUUGAAAUAAUGGAAGUUGCCAGUGGUGCUCCAAAAAAGCGCCGAGUAACGGAAGGCGAGGAUGCACAGGGACUCAAAGCACCCCCGGAAUGGAGAACAAUGUUCUUGGAGCAGAUGGCUGAUAUUGUAGGCAGACUCAGCAAAGUCGCAGACGAUGUCUGUCGCAAAAGGGUCUCUAAAGCAUUGGCAGCUGUUGCGGACCUUCGGCAGUGCAUGAAAGAUGGCAGCAAUUAUGAUCAAGCAGCUACGAAACUAAAGAAGCUGGUGGAAAUGGUCAAAACAUUGGAAAGGAAAGCAUCCGAGCCAGCCAUGGAAAUGGAAGCCGAAGGAGAAAGACACACGCCUUCACCAACCGUUCAGUCUGCUACUUGUAACACCCCUACAAGUGCUCAGCCUAAAAGCAGUUCAGCUAGCGGUUCUGUUUCAAAGAAAACGAGAAAGAGUGGGAGAAAAAGUGAUGAUUCCGAAGAGAAGAGGGCUGACGUGGGCUCUAUCGCCGACGAUCCAAACGAUGAUCUGAUUUCGCGUGUUAAACGAGGUCAACGGAAUCGGAGGCCAACACGAUCUUUUACUCCCGGAUGGACACCACCAGGUUCUCCUAUUCCUAGUAAACCAACUUUCACUACCAGAGCCACUUCACCAGCUGCCAGGGAUACCCCACCGAUCAACAAGCCUACUCCGCUCCACACGAAACCUCAAACAACCGCUCCAACAUCGCCCGACAGUGGACGUCCAAGUAGUAAUGAAUCCAGCGAUAAUACUUCGAUGCUGCUGAAGGAACAGCAGUCACAGGCUACCGUUCCACCCGCUCCACAGCUACGGGAAAGCGGAUCUGCUUUCGAGAAGCCCUCUCCUACAUUUAACACGAAAAGAACCGCUGAAAAUAAGGGAUCGCCCGGCGUCCCUUCUCCACCCAUGAAUUUGCUGCCGUCCACUCCUAACCUUCUUCCACAUCCAGCGAACUUUAACCAUGUCAGAUCUCCUCAGCUACCUCCUCUCAAUCUUAAUGAGCAGGGUCUUAUGGCAAUAUGGAAGGAGAAAAUUCAACUGGGCGACGUUCGUAUUACUCUUCUCAACAUGUUCCGGACAGAUGGAGCACCUCAGUACCAUUUUAUUCCACUAAUGAUAGAAACGAUUGAUAAGGCAAUCGCUGCUCUCGACAAAAAAGAUAUGAUAUCAUUCGCCAUGCACAAAGGUAUAUCUACUACGUUUUCUGCCAGAAGUUCAUUGCUAGAAGUAUGUAGAUCACUCGUUGAUAACUUUCCUUUAGCUGCUAUUGAGGUCGGCUGUAAUCAACUUGGAAGUAUUAUGCGUUCUUGCAAUCCAGUUGAUCCAACUAGUCAGUUGGCUUCUCUAGCAGCUGCAAUGGGGAUCAAUCCGGCACCGUUCACGUCGAUGCUACAGCCAUCUCCAUCCAACUCUGGGCUGAACCCUAACAUGCUUGCCGAUCUACAUGGAGCAGCAGCCGUUGUAGCCGCACGCGAGCAGAUGAAUGGAGGAGGAUAUUCGUUCCCACCACAGCCUAUGGACCAAGUUCCAGGGUUCGUGGAACGAGACAUUUCGAAGCUUUUAUUGUGA